Molecule: messenger RNA, 1029 nt
Organism: Pocillopora meandrina
Lineage: Eukaryota; Metazoa; Cnidaria; Anthozoa; Scleractinia; Pocilloporidae
Source: the annotation of a GenBank genome assembly
AUGGGUUUGGGAGCAAGCCACUGCAAAGGAGUCUGGGCACCAAAAGAAGUCUCUCUGACCACUCUGUCUGUAGCUGCCGUGUAUUCCCUCAUCACGGUGCCUAGUAAUAUGCUAAUUAUCCUAUCAGUUCUUCUUGACCCUAACAAGAGCCUCCGCCGUACACCUUACCUUCUCUUAGUAUUGAACCUAGCCAUAACUGACUUGAUAGUUGGCGCCAUGGUCGAGCCGUUCUCAAUGUACACCCAUGUGAGGGAGGCCGCUCGCCUGUCAAUCAGCUUCUCAUGGCUGUCACAGUUUGUUUACUUUAUGUGCUGUACCGCUUCCCUUCUGAGUUUGUGCAUCCUGACCAUUGACAGGUAUCUGGCCAUUACUUCGCCCAUGUGGUAUCGCGCCAACAUGACCAACUCGAGAGUCGCCCAAGCGUCUGUUCUCAUCUGGCUCUUGUCGUUUGCUAGCAGCGGUUUGCUGUUUGUCACAGGGUUUGUCAUGUAUGCCUUCAUCUUUGCCAUCCUGACGCUUCUCUGCGCGAUUUUCAUUUUGGUGUUCACCUACGUUCGUAUAUUUGUGGUUGUGAAGCAAAAGGUCAAAGAUUUGAAUAAUUUGCACCAGGGCGAUACAGAAAGGAAAAAGGCCCAAGAAAGAAACAUGCUAUGGGAGAGAAAGCUGACCAAGACCCACUUGGUGAUGUUGCUGGCGUUCCUGGCCUGCUAUGGUCCAGCAUGCAUCAUGAUUUUCGUGAUGAAUCUGUGUAGCACAUGCAGCUGUUACGUCAUUCACUGGCUCAGAGAUAUGCAUUUUGUGCUGAUCACGUUCAAUUCUUUGAUCAAUCCCUUUGUGUACGCACUUAGGUUGGCUGGGUUCAGGAUGGCAAUACGUCACUUCUUAAGCUUUUGUUUUUGCUGUAGGAGUGGAGCGGUAGCGUCGUAUAAUGAUCAGGAAGCGUCACACACGGCAGAAACUAGCAUUGACCGAUCUAGAACACUGGCUGUGUCUCGUCCAAUACAAAAUGAGUCCUCGUCUGUCGCUUGA